AUGCUGGCAACUUCUUUUGACAAAAAUCUUUCUCAAAGAAUCAGCCAUCGUUUUGUAGGACUUCCAUUCAACCAAUAUGCUGACAUGUCAAAAUUUAUACAUUCUAUACCAGUUUUAUUAGAUCAGUCAUGUGAAGCUUUUGCCAUUUAUAUUAAAAGUCCUGAUGAAAUUUUCCAAUAUCAGUUUACUCCAGUAGGCGUUUCUAAUUCAUGUAAAACUGCCACUGAGAACCCAAACAAAGAUUCAUGCGCAAAUAAAGGAGAAGGAAAACCAUUUGAGAAUACUACGGAAGAUUUGGAAAAUUUGAUGAAAAUUGUCACUGAUAUCUUUGGUCUUCAUUUAUUUCAAGCACAACAUACUGUAGAAAUGCUGGAAUCAGCAUUUGAUCCAAAUUAUAAAAAAAAUCUUCAAGGAUUAUUAUUUUUUGCAAAAAUGCAAUCUGUUGUUUCCAAUAAUACCAUUAAUGGACUUCCAUUCAACCAAUAUGCUGACAUGUCAAAAUUUAUACAUUCUAUACCAGUUUUAUUAGAUCAGUCAUGUGAAGCUUUUGCCAUUUAUAUUAAAAGUCCUGAUGAAAUUUUCCAAUAUCAGUUUACUCCAGUAGGCGUUUCUAAUUCAUGUAAAACUGCCACUGAGAACCCAAACAAAGAUUCAUGCGCAAAUAAAGGAGAAGGAAAACCAUUUGAGAAUACUACGGAAGAUUUGGAAAAUUUGAUGAAAAUUGUCACUGAUAUCUUUGGAGAUAAAAAUAUAUUGAAUAAGAUUCUAGAGAUGCAAUCAAAGGAACAAAAAAAUGGUGCUAAGAAAAGUGCCAAUUUUGCAGAGAUUAAAAGAAACAUCAAUGAUAAAGAGAAUGUUACCAUUGUAACUGAUCAUAAAGUGAGUGACAAAAUGGAAAUCAGUCCUGAAGAAAAAAUAUUAAUUGAUAUGGAAAAAAUUUAA
Entrophospora sp. SA101 is the source of this 942-nucleotide messenger RNA. NCBI's taxonomy places the organism in Eukaryota, Fungi, Glomeromycota, Glomeromycetes, Entrophosporales, Entrophosporaceae. The record is from the annotation of a GenBank genome assembly.